AUGAUUGAUCAACGCAUUUUUGAGGAUCUUCAGGCCAAGAUCGACGAGGAGACCACGGUCCGCGAUGAGCUUCACGAGAUUGUUCAGACUCUUGCGAGAAAGGGCCGGUCAACACAAGCUAUUUUGUCUAGGGCUCAUUCUACCCCUGCCGAUCAACUUGAACAACCAGUCAAGCCCGUCCUGGACGAUGCCGCUGUCGAGAUUCUCGCUCAAAAGCACGAGGUCCUUCGUCUGAAGGCUGUGGCAGACCAGCACCCAUUCUACAAGUACAAUGGACUGUGGACUCGUGAGCUCCAGAACUUGGUCACGUCAAUCGAGCUGUGUGCCUGGCUCGGAGGUCUGCAAGAGUACAAGAGUUCCGACUCGGGUUCAUUCUUGACCAUCGAAGAGGUCGGCAAGUUCCUUGAGGUUCCUGUCAACUUGAAGGAGCAGGAUGCGUUCCAUUUGACAAUCGAGGAGUACCUGUUGGCAUUGAUCUCCGUCGUCGAAGAGCUGUCCCGGCUGGCGGUGAACUCGGUUACUCUCGGCGAUUAUGAGCGACCUCUGCAGAUUGGCAAUUUCAUCAAGGAUCUCUUUGCCGGGUUCCAGCUGCUGAACCUGAAGAACGAUAUCCUGCGCAAGCGAAGCGACGGUAUCAAGUAUAGCGUCAAGAAGGUAGAGGACGUGGUCUAUGACCUGUCGCUCCGCGGUCUCGUGCCCAAGGGCAGCGCCGCUGCUUAG
Messenger RNA from Penicillium diatomitis, 720 nucleotides. RefSeq names its product translin. Gene Ontology annotation, biological process: RNA metabolic process. The transcript is spliced from 8 exons. Bases 1 to 720 code for a protein of 239 amino acids. Gene Ontology annotation, molecular function: single-stranded DNA binding; RNA binding; sequence-specific DNA binding. The record is from RefSeq and is a predicted model, not a curated record. Gene Ontology annotation, cellular component: nucleus; cytoplasm. NCBI's taxonomy places the organism in Eukaryota, Fungi, Ascomycota, Eurotiomycetes, Eurotiales, Aspergillaceae.